Molecule: messenger RNA, 1037 nt
Organism: Ruditapes philippinarum (Manila clam)
Lineage: Eukaryota; Metazoa; Mollusca; Bivalvia; Venerida; Veneridae
Product: sulfotransferase 1A1-like
Exons: 7
Coding region: 77-1003 (308 amino acids)
Biological process (GO): sulfation
Cellular component (GO): cytoplasm
Molecular function (GO): sulfotransferase activity
Source: RefSeq, a predicted model, not a curated record
CUUAAGUGCACUGAUCCAUGCUAUGUUUACAACGGGUCCGAAAUAAAAAAAACUUUAACAGUAGUACGGUAACUAUAUGUUUACUGCUGACUUUAGAAAGAAAGAACAGAUUGCAAUUAUGACGGAAGUUAAAGUUCCUGAUGCAGGUGGCGCGACGGUGACUAUGGUGGAUAUUGGAGGAAUCGCAGUUGGUAGUUUCUUUAAACAAGCGCAUGAGAUAAAACAGAUAGUUGACAACGUUCGUAAUUUUACGUUUCGUGACGAAGACAUCAUGCUUUGUACAUUUGGAAAAACUGGCACGAACUGGGCUUAUGAAAUAUUGAUGAUGAUUCAGAAUAGGUCGGCUUCCCGGAUAGAAUCAAGCAAAGUGUUUACUAUGCUUGAAGCUAAUUUUGCUGAAGUGAUUGAUAAGCAACCUUCUCCCCGGAUUAUAAACAGUCAUUUACCACCCAGAUUUCUUCCUCAACCUGGAAUGACAUCAAAGAAAAUCAAAACGGUCUUGUGUUUAAGAAACCCAAAGGACCAAGCUGUGUCAUACUAUUGCCAUCUGAAGGGAAUAACGUUAAACGACUAUGACGGAAAGUGGGUGGAUUGGCUACCAGAGUUUUUGAAGGGAAAAUUUGAGUAUGGGAAGUACAGUGAAUAUUUGUCAGAGUGGCAACAUUUAGCAGGCGACAAUCCAGGAUUUCCGCUUCAUAUCAUGUACUACGAGGAUCUUAAAAAGGAUGGAAGAGCUGAAUUAGACAAAUUACUGGCGUUUCUUGGUGUACAAUUAGAUGACCAGCUGAAACAGGACAUCAUUGAGAUGUGUAAGUUCGACAAAAUGAAAUCAGAUAAAGGUAAAAACUACAAGCCGUUCACGAAAUCGGACUUCGAAUUUUUCAGAAAAGGUGAAGUUGGCGAUUGGAAGAAUUGGUUCAGUGACGCUCAAAAUGAACUGUUUGAUGAUACCUGGAAGAAGGAAACUAAAGACUUAACUUUAUUUAAAUUUAGAUAUGUUUGAAUAUACCUAAUCAAGUUUACACAGAUGUGUAAAG